AUGGCAAGCUCAAGGGAUAUUCCGUCCUCGGGGCGCGGCAUCGGAGACAUUGCGUCCUCGUUUGCUUCCUCGUUCAGGGCUGCCUCGCCCUUGGCACAAGAAAUCGUGGCCAGGGAUAUUGCAGAGUGCUCCGAGGACGAGGACGUUGACGAUACAUCCAAUUUCUUGGAAUCGGACGCUGAGUCCGUAGACGGCGGCCAUGGUCCCACGUUAUACCGCCAACCCGCGGGCAUCGAGGUCGCGUUUGGCUACCGGAGACCCAGUCUGCUGCUGGAGCCGGCAGAGGAGCCGACCCGACCGGUCGUCACCAGGGCGGAAAAGAAGCAGUCUCGAGAUGCCGAGCGCAGCCUUCUGAGGGAUAAUCACAUCCUACCCCCUAAGCACGGCGUGGAGGAGCAACCCGGGCUGCUCACCAAGGUGUACAAGCGUCUGUUCAGCACCAAGGUCCGGAAGACGCCCGAUGACGAGGAAGUGCCCAGGAUAGCGAUCAACCCGUCUGAGACGGCUCCGCUGCUCCCUGGCCGGUCGGCAGACGGGUCGGGUCAGGAGGAAGAGAACCUCAACGAGCAGUGGGAGGCGGCCGUAGCCUCUGGCAAGAUCCAGACGACGUGGCAGAGGGAGGCGCAGACGAUCGGCAAGUACUCGCGGUCGCUGAUUGUCACUUUUCUGUUGCAGUAUAGCAUCAACAUUGCCAGCGUGUUCGCCGUUGGCCAUAUCGGCAAGAUUGAGCUGGGAGCCGUAAGCUUGGCUGCCAUGACGGCGAAUAUAACAUGUUACGCACCUUUCCAGGGCCUAGCAACCAGUCUUGAUACGUUGUGUUCGCAGGCUUAUGGGUCCGGCCACAAGCACCUGGUUGGCGUCUACGUGCAACGAAUGAUAUAUUUCCUAGGUAGCCUGAUGAUACCAGUCGCGCUCCUAUGGGUCUUUGCUGCCGAUAUCUUAGCUCGUCUCGUACCAGAGCCCGAGUCGGCUGAGUUGGCCGGUCUCUACCUGAAAAUCAUUAUCAUCGGGAUCCCCGGGUUUGUCGCCCUCGAGUGCGGAAAGCGAUUUGUCAACUCUCAGGGUCUGUUCCACGCCACGACAUACGUCUUGCUUAUCGCUGCUCCUUUCAAUGCGUUUAUUAGCUGGCUAUUUGUUUGGCACUUCGGGUGGGGCUUUGUAGGUGCCCCUGUGGCUGUAGCCGUCACGCAGAACCUGAUGCCAGUGUUGCUGUUUCUGUAUGUUGUGUUUGUAGAUGGGUCUCAGUGCUGGAAUGGCUUCAGCAAGAAGGCCUUCACGAACUGGGGCCCAAUGGUUAAGCUGGCACUUCCGGGGAUGAUCAUGGUCGUAGCUGAAUGGCUGGCGUUCGAGGUUCUGACUCUGGCCAGCAGUCAAUUCGGCACAUCUUACCUGGCAGCCCAGAGUAUCCUGAUGACCCUGACCUCGACAACCUUCCAGCUUCCCUUCCCGAUCUCCAUUGCCGCUUCCACUCGAAUUGCCAACCUCAUUGGCGCGAAGCUGAGCAGUGCGGCAAAGACUUCGGCCAAAGUUGCGGUGUGCAGCGCCGCCCUCGUCGCUGUGUUUAAUGUCAUCAUUCUCUCCAGUCUGCGGUACGAGUUGCCGAAGCUCUUGACCACGGACGAGGAGGUCAUCGAGUUUGUGGCCCAGAUCAUGCCGCUGGUCGCUGUGAUGCAGAUCUUUGACAGCAUGGCCUGCAUGGCGCAUGGUCUGCUCAGGGGUAUUGGAAAGCAGCAUUUCGGCGGAUACGCAAACUUGUUGACGUACUACCUUGUGGCAUUGCCGAUAUCGUUCGGUGUUGGUUUCGGCCUCGACUGGAAAUUGGAAGGCCUGUGGUCUGGGGUCACAUUAGGUCUGUUCUUGGUUGCGGCCGUGGAAUACUGGUAUAUAUACAAGAGUGACUGGGAAGAGUCUGUUAGGGAGGCUGAGCACCGCAACGCUUCUGGAUAG
Neoarthrinium moseri is the source of this 1947-nucleotide messenger RNA. RefSeq lists its product as uncharacterized. Gene Ontology annotation, molecular function: antiporter activity; xenobiotic transmembrane transporter activity. Bases 1 to 1947 code for a protein of 648 amino acids. The record is from RefSeq and is a predicted model, not a curated record. Gene Ontology annotation, cellular component: membrane. The transcript is spliced from 4 exons. Gene Ontology annotation, biological process: xenobiotic detoxification by transmembrane export across the plasma membrane. NCBI's taxonomy places the organism in Eukaryota, Fungi, Ascomycota, Sordariomycetes, Amphisphaeriales, Apiosporaceae.